AUGGAACCUACGCGAGAGGAGCGGCAGCAAAUGCGGCAGCGUGGAGCUGGGACGCGCAAAGCAAAGGAAGUCAAUUUCGGAUUCUCCUUCGGUGGUCUUGCAUCUGAACCAUCAGCGACCGCGCCGUUUCCUAUCGUACCUGAGCCUCGACCACAAACGCAACCCGCGACGACACCACCAUUACCCAAGGUAUCAACCCAGGGCGAGAAGGAGAAUGCGCGUACACCAGGAAGCGCGCGUAACAGACUUCCCGAGCGACCUUCGACAUACGACAUACCAUCAGACGAUGGACCUGAACAAACGCGAAGCAACAAACGGAGGAAGAUCAAUCCAAUCGAAGGGGUACAGGAUACUCCAACUCGGCGAAACAGGGCGCAACCCACGAAUAGCGACUCCCAAGCCGCUGAUAACAGCGCAGGUGGCACAGAGAGGCAACCCAGCAAUGCAUCUCCAAGUACCGACGUGACUACACAAGCAAAGCCCACAACAGAACCUCAGCCUCAAAUAUCACCUAUUCCGGAGCCCUCUGUUGACGAUCAGCGCCCAGUGACCGAGCCCUCAAGUGCUAAUAGGGUGGAACCGGUGAUCCCAGCCGAUAAGGAGCAGCCUGCUCAGAAUGAUACAUCAGCCAAUGGCGCCACACAGGCCGUAGUGGCAGAAGGCACUCAAAAGCAAACUGCACCACCCAAAGCAUCCUCAUCUAAGGCUCAAUCUGGGCCCAUGCAGCCAGACAAAAUGAAGACACCACGUGAAAGACGACACAGGAGUCAAUCACCAAUAAACUCUUCGAAACAGGCUCAAGGAGACAGCAGAAAUAAACGAGGCACUACAGAACCUGCUUCUCCGGUGGUACACUUUGCAGAGAAAUCUACAACAAAUCUCCCAAGCAACGUAUCAACGGAGCCUGCCGGGGCCACUGAUAUUGCUGAUAAUGGUGCUGAGGCAGCUGAAAAUAUCCCAGAAACCACGGGAAUUGCAUCAGAACAAGACACGCCAGUAUUUACCGAGCCUCUCCAGACGACAAAGAAGGCGCGAGGCCGGCCGCGCAAGUCCACUGUGUCUCAAUUACCAGAAACUACGACUAAUACAGAACAAGAACAUGCGCCUGAAACACAAGCUGAACCGACAGCAGUACAGGCUGAGACAUCAUCAAAAUCAAAACUGCGCCGUGGAAGGCCGUCUCUCAAUGGCAAGACAAAGGUUGUUGAGUUCGAGAGAGUCUCAAGUGAGUCUCCUCCAGCACAGGCUGAGGCAUCUACACAGCCCAAACGGCCCCGGGGCAGACCAUCUCUCAUUGGGAAGACCAGAGUUGCUGGUGGCAACAGGGCUUCGCCUGAGCUCGUGCCAGAUGCUGUGGAGGUGGAAAAUCCAAUCUCCAAACCGCAACGCGGCAGACCUAAGAAGGCCAACCGUGAAGCUGAGCCCGAGCCUGAAGCUGAGGCAGAACAACCAGAAGCGGAUGAGCCUGUAGAAACUGCAGUUCCCAAGCCACAACGCGGCAGACCUAGCAAGAAAGGAAAACGCCCGGCGGAGCCUGAGCCUGAGCCAGCCGACCCUGAACCCACCACAGAAGACCAACCAAGUCCUGAGACUGUACCCACAUCCAAACCACGCGGCAGGCCUGCAAAGAAGGCGAAGCGUCCAGUUGAGCAUGGGGCAGAUUCAGAAGCUGAUGCAGAGCAAGAGCAACCCACAGCUGAGCCUACCGAGCAACCUCGCCGAAAGACUCGUGAGCCUCGAGGAGAGAGCUUCCCUGUCACUGUUCAUCGUCUCGCCAAUGCCGUUGCUCUGGGCGGUAGGGUCGCUGCCGCAACUGAUUCUGGAGACGAACAAGACUCCGCCGAUGAGCUAUCAUCACGCCAGCGAACCAAGGUUCCUAACCGCGGUGGUGUCAAUCCUGCCGACGUAUUGGGCCAGAUCUGCCGUGAAUCUCUCGAGAAGACCCUCAACACGCUCAAAGAUGGCAUUGCCAAUGAGGCGAAUGUUACACGACGAGCAGAGUGGACACGCAAGAAAAAAGUCGUCGAGGCCUUCGGGUUGGAACUCGAGAAUCGUCUUAUGGAUCUAAGCGAGAUGCUGGAUAGUAACUUUGUUCUCGGCGUGCAAUUGAAGAAAGCCAAGAAGGAAAUGAUGGAGCUACGCAGUCAUCUCUACCGAGUCAAAAAGGAACGAGAGCAUGUGGCUUUGCAGAUGGACGCAGUGCGCGGCAAACACAUUGACGAGGAGAAAGCCAAAUUGUCACGAACCACCAUCAACAACUCCCUUCACAGCCUCGAACUCGCCCUCGAGCGUAACAAGAGCCGCACCGCAGCCGUCGAAACCACUUCUGCAGAUCUCGAAUUCAUGCUCCGCACCGUCGCCGACGUGAGUGCGCGAGCCCCAGGAGCCCAAGGCGGACUCCUGAGCCAAAUACGGGCGUUUAAUGCACAGCUCGAAGCUACUGCAAGCCGCCUCGAGCGAUGA
This is a messenger RNA of Penicillium antarcticum, 2463 nucleotides long. RefSeq lists its product as uncharacterized. The transcript is spliced from 5 exons. NCBI's taxonomy places the organism in Eukaryota, Fungi, Ascomycota, Eurotiomycetes, Eurotiales, Aspergillaceae. Bases 1 to 2463 code for a protein of 820 amino acids. Gene Ontology annotation, molecular function: DNA binding. The record is from RefSeq and is a predicted model, not a curated record.